Elaeis guineensis (African oil palm) is the source of this 1948-nucleotide messenger RNA. Lineage: Eukaryota; Viridiplantae; Streptophyta; Magnoliopsida; Arecales; Arecaceae. The record is from RefSeq and is a predicted model, not a curated record.
AUGCAGUCCUUAAAUUUAUCCUCCUCCAUGUUGUCGCGGUCUCCACCGCUGGUGCGAUUGCCGCCGCGGUGGGCUACCGCCGCAAGAAACGGCACUCGGCGACAGACAGUAGGCUGAUGCCAAGGCUUGUUUUGACGGACUCCGGCCGGGUCGAGGAGCUCGAGAGUUUCUCCCACUACGUCGCUAGGCAGCUGGGUUUUGGGGACGUAAAUGAGUAUCCUCAGAUGUGCAAAUUAGCAUAUAAUUACCUGAGGAAAACCAAGGGGUGUGAAGACGACAUAUUCGCCUUCUUUGCUAGUGACCCAAAUCCUGAAGCUGUGUAUGUGAAGUUUGUAGAGGAAAUGGACAAGUGUAUACUAGGCUAUUUUGCAUUUCACUGGGAUCAUGCCACUCUCAUGAUUACUAAGGUUUUGACUGCUGAUGGUGAACCCAAAAGGAAGCUGAAAGAUAUGGUCAUGGAGGCUACCAGGAAACAGAGGUUUGAGAGGGUAACUAGAGACCUAAAAGUUGCUAGGGUGUUCUCUACAUUGGUGGAGGAGAUGAAAGCCAUCGGGAUCGCACCAUACGACGAUUCCAAGUGCACCGAUGUGAUGAUCCCUGCAGCCCACAGUGAUCGGAGCCCCGUUCUACUUCUGAUGGGCGGCGGCAUGGGAGCCGGUAAGAGCACCGUCCUUAAGGACAUACUUGAACAAGAUGUGUUUUGGUCGAAGGCGAACGCGGUGAGGGUGGAAGCGGACGCGUUCAAAGAGACGGAUGUCAUCUACCGAGCUAUCAGCUCCAGAGGACACCACAACGACAUGCUCCAAACCGCUGAGCUGGUGCACCAAUCUUCAACAGAUGCUGCCUCAUCCCUCCUUGUGACCGCACUCAACGAGGGCCGGGAUGUGAUCAUGGAUGGCACGCUCUCAUGGGAGCCAUUCGUCGAGCAAACGAUCGCCAUGGCCAGGGCCGUCCACCGCCAGCGCUACCGAAUGGGGGUCGGCUACAAGGUCGACGAAGAUGGGACCAUCACCGAGAACUACUGGGAGCCGGUAGAGGAUGAUGACGAUGACCAUGACCAUGACGGCAGUCAGCCCAACAAGAGGAAGCCUUACAGGAUAGAGCUGAUUGGAGUUGUAUGUGAUGCCUAUCUUGCCGUGGUGAGAGGAAUCAGGAGAGCAAUAAUGAUAAACAGAGCGGUGAGGGUGAAGUCCCAGUUGAAGUCCCACCAGAGAUUUGCCAGUGCCUUCCAAGGAUACUGCGACCUUGUAGACAACGCCAAGCUCUACAGCACCAACACUCUGGGAACCCCCAAGCUAAUAGCUAGGAAAGAUGCGGGCACCGACUUGCUGGUGAACCCUCAAGAAUUCGGCUGCGUGGAGAAGGUGAGCAAAUUGAAUGCGGAAGCUAACUCAAUCCACGAGCUCUAUCCCCGUGGAGACACUACAUGUGGAUCUCGGUCGAUUUGGCAUGAUUUAGUGAUGUCGCCGUCGAGGCAACUCAUCCAGCAAGAACUCAAAGCAGCGGUUCAAAUGGUCGAGGAGCACACCCCGUGAUCUGGUCACCGCGAGGUCCUGGUUGGUGUAACGGUGUUGCUAAGUGUAUUCAAGUCCUUUAUUUACGAAUACUUUCUUGUUAUGUUUCUCCACUCUUUUACAAGUCGCCAGGCAUGAGAGACUCGUUGCAAGCUAAACAGCAGUGCAUGCCGAUGGGUUGGAUGAUCAACGUCUAUCCAUGAGGAUACAUUUAUUAUUUUAUACUAUUUUUGUGGUCGCCAAUCCUGAGAUGUCGACGCGGAUCACCUGGAUGAACCUACGAGACAGUAGACAAAGAUCAAAGCUUGUCAAAUUCGCUUCGUUUGACACUCCGAUGCCAGGCCAAAGAGGAUUUGAGGUGGGAAUGUAGAAAUAUGUUUGUUCGAAUUCUAAAAAUAUACUUCAAGCAAAUAAAAUUGUGAUUUCUUCCUUUA